Messenger RNA from Ahaetulla prasina, 3491 nucleotides. It is a transcript of the gene JSRP1, whose product is annotated as junctional sarcoplasmic reticulum protein 1. The record is from RefSeq and is a predicted model, not a curated record. The coding region runs from base 208 to 1644 and encodes 478 amino acids. The transcript has 7 exons. Lineage: Eukaryota; Metazoa; Chordata; Lepidosauria; Squamata; Colubridae.
GGAUCCAUCCGCAUGCUGGGUUCUGCGGUCCCCCGGGGCUGACGGGGACAGCAACGUUCGGCUGUAGUCCAAUUCGGCUGCCUUGCAUGGUUUUGCCUGGAUAGGAAAGGAAACUAUUUUUGGAUGACUCUUUGAUGUUGAGUCAGCAGCAGCCUCUGAAAAGCCCCCGCUUCAGCUCCCUGAGUGAGAGCUGCCCUUUGCUGGUUUAUGCGAGAAAUUAAACACAGCAAUGAAGGUGGAAAGCCAGAAUACCAAGGGGCUGAUAUGGCCACAGGUCCUUGUGAGCAGUUGGAACAAAGUGAAGGAGGCCCAGAUUUUGUGAAAGAGCUUCUCACCCAGGAGGACGGCAUUCACUAUCAUCUGAAAGAACACAAUAAAAAAGAUGCCAAGAUACCUGCAAGUCGAGAAGAAGUGAACGUCAGCACAAACGGCCUAGAGGACAAACAGAAAGGCACGCUCCACGUUAUUGAGAAAGAUCUGGAUGAAUUUGUGGAUGGCAUGAGCAAAGCCACGCCACCUGGGCUUCCUAAGAAAUCACCCGAAGCAGAGAAGCAUCUGUUGAUGGAGAUGGCCACUGCUAAGUUGCCUCGGGCUGAGCAAGUUGCAGAAAAAGUCCUGAGGGCUGAAAGGGUGGUGGAGAGAGCCCAACGGGUCGAAAAACCACCAGUAUUGGAAAAGGCGAUGGAGAAAAUGCCGAGGGUCGAAAAGGCACAUCAAGUGGAGAAGGCGGUACGAGUAGAGAAGGCAGUUGAGAAACCACACUUAGCAGCACCGAAGGUUGUCUCUGUGAAGCGGAAGACAGAAAGCCGAGCUGCUAAGGACACGCUGCCUUGGGAAAAUCUGUCUUUGAACAAAUGCAUUCUGGUGGCAACUUUCCUGGCUCUCCUCAGUGUGAGCUGUCAGGUAGUUCAAGAGGUAAUAGAAUAUGGUGGGGCUGUUCUUGAGGCUGAGCUGAGUGCCUGGACCACACAAGAAAGCAGUCCUGGGGAAGAGGAGGAACUGUGGUUUUAUGAACGGUGGUUUGAUUGGUCGGACAUUGAUGAACCUCCUGACAUAGAGGAGGAGGAACUCCUGGAAGUAGAGGAGGAACUUUUAGAAGUCGAAGAAGAAGAAGAAAAGGAGGAGGAGGAGGAAGGGGCUUUAGAGGACAGGGAAGACGGAGAAGAAGAGACAGAACCAGUAGAAAUCGAAGAGGAAGAGGAAGAGGAAGAAGAAGAAACAGAGGAAAAACCAGUCCCAAAGGUGGGCCUCAAGAAAAUCCAGGAGAAAAUCAAACGAGAGACACCUUCCAAGAAUAAAAGCCGGAAAGACCGCAAAGCUCAGGAGGAGGAUGAAGAGAAGAAGCACCUUCGAGACAAGAGACAUCGCUGGGAAGGGAAGGGGAAGGAGAAGCAGGAUGAGGACAGGAAGAAAACCCAUCGCCACAAACCCAGCGAAACAGCCCAUCCAUUGAAAGGCCAUAAGGAAGAGCACCCCUCAGUGGAUAAAAGAAGGGGGCGCCCCAAGGAUGAGCAGGGCAAAGGGAAAGGCCACCUCAAGCACGAGAAGGACGCGAAGGACAGGAAGCCUUUCUUCCUCUCGCCCAAGGACAGUGGCAAGACAUUUGGGCGGCACAGAUCUCAGGAGUGGAAAAGGCACGACUGAGAUUUAAGGGCUGCUGACCUGAGGUCACUGUGGCAAGCAACAGGCUGCUCUUUCCCUUCCUCCCUCCCUCUCUUCUCUCUCUCUCUCUGCGCAUCCUUUCCCUGAAAGUGUGGGGACAUUAAAAACACCCAGAUUUGAAGCUGAGUGACUCCUGCUGAGAGGCAGGCUUGGCGUCUUCCAGGUUGGAAGCACAUGCGCCUUUUCUAUGCCUUGUUGCGACCCUUUGGUAGUGGUGCCACCCCAAGUUCCGGUGCCACCCGGAACAGGAGAGAGACAGGAAUCACUUAGACAGGUCAGCCUUACCUGCUCCACUCUACUCCCUCAGAGUAACUUUUAACAGUAACAGAGUUGGAAGGGACCUUGGAGGUCAUCUAGUCCAACCCCCUGCUCACGCAGGAGACCUGCACUAGGGAUUCGAACUGCAAAACUGCCGUCAUUGAAGAACCUCAAAAAAAAAAAGCACCCCCUUCCUUCAUUUGUGCUUUACCUGCCCAGUUAUCUCCAUAUGAAGUGCUAAUGUUGGUUUCAUAACAAAGAAGAAGCCUUAAACAUUUAUACUGACCUCAGACCCUGAGUUGGGAGAGAUUCACACACAAGGUGGCCUUAUUGCCCAAUCCCUCAUUAUAUACAUCAGAGGUGGGUUUCAGCAGGUUCUGACCAGUUCUGAAGAACCGGUAGCGGAAAUUUUGAGUAGUUCGGAGAACCAGUAGUAAAAAUUCUGACUGGCCCCGCCCCCAUCUAUUCUCUGCUUCCCAAGUCCCAGCUGAUUGGGAGGAAAUGGGGACUUUGCAGUAACCUUCCCCUGGAUUGGGGAGGGAAUGGAGAUUUUACAGUAUCCUUCCCCUGCCACGCCCAUCAAGCCACACCCACCAAGCCAUGCCAUGCCCACCAAGCCACACCCACAGAACCGGUAGUAAAAUAUUUUGAAACCCACCACUGAUACACAUGAUUUUCAGCAGGAACGUGUGAACUGCCUCUCUUGUACACAACGGAGUGUUUUCUUUUUUCUUUUCUUUUUUUUUUGAGCUGAUACCAAAGCUGUGUGUUUAAAACUGGAAUUUUUCAUUCAGAAGUGCAGCAAAAGAGUAUGUAUGCCGGAAUGAACCUUAAGAUUUAGCAACUCCCAUACCUCGAUUAAUAGAUUACAUCAUCUCCAUUUUAUUUUUGGUCACUUUUCAAGAGAAAAGCAAGACUGUUCCUCAGAGUUUGCUUCUUUCCUGUUUUGCGGGAAAAGUGGAUUUAUUAUUUUUUUUCCUGCGUUGCACAAAAUGAAGCCUAUCAAUGUGAAGCUAAAAACCAGCUCUGAUUCUUCUUACGAUAUAAACGUUACCCCAGAGAAAUCGUAGCAAGCAAUCAGCCAGAUUGGGAGGAAAUCGUGAUAAUUUCAGAAAUAAAUGUUGGCCGUGAAUUUCUUAAAUAUUUUCAUGUUUUAACAUAAGGAAGAAGUAAGAUCCACAGUCCGCAAUACAAUCCUUGAUGUUCCAAGGUGCUUGGGCUAUUGUUUUGGUUUUUUGAGCUGUAAAAAGCAACUUUUAUGUGAACUGAAACUUUUUGUCCAAGAAAUUUGUAUUUCUUCUACAUAUAUACUGUAGAAGAGUUGCGCUAAUAUCAAAGAAAUGAUGGAAUAGAAUCGGACACUUCGAGUUGUGCCGCAUCAUGUUAGCCGGAUGAGUUGGCCGGAGUGAAACAGCCAUGGUAGGAUGGCUACGGGUGAAUUAUCCUGUUCUGGAACUAGGGAGGGUCAAUUCUGAGAUUAGGAAAGGGAAUUUCUGAGAUGUUUUCUCACCACCCCCCAUUCCUGCUUUGUACUCAAGAUUUUGUUUAUUAAACUGUUUUCUAGGUUGUGA